AUGUGUCAACUCUGCGUCCUCAACACCAUAUCACAAAACUCGCGCUGGCCUAAACCGCUGGAACCAUUGAUCUCUGACUUGCACUUUCUCGUCACCACCGCACACUCUGAGUUCGCCUGCUACAACCCCUCUACAACUCCAGACACAAAGGACAACUCCCACUCAAGCGCNAUCAAUCACAUCUACCACCAUCACAAUCACAUCUACUCCAGCAAAAACACAAAAACCUCUCUCCUCACCACCCUCCGCGACAUCAAAACCCUGCUCGAAGUCCUAGAAGAAGAGAGAGUCACUUGGUGGGACAACAAAGCCAAAGAAAGAAAGUUCUGGAGAGAAACGUAUCAAGAAGACAAGAUUACAAAAAUCAAUGUUGUCAACAACAAGACGGUUGAGAUGAUCGAGGGUCUCAAGGCUAGAUUGGGAACUUUCUGUCGUUGGAGUUUGGGGUUGGAGGAUGGAGUUGAGGGACUUGAUGGUGUUGAGAAGGAGGGCGGUGGUGUCAAGGCGGAAGGUGAGGAUGUCAAGAUGGAAGGCUGA
This is a messenger RNA of Aureobasidium musti, 537 nucleotides long. NCBI's taxonomy places the organism in Eukaryota, Fungi, Ascomycota, Dothideomycetes, Dothideales, Saccotheciaceae. The record is from the annotation of a GenBank genome assembly.